Molecule: messenger RNA, 1835 nt
Organism: Glycine soja
Lineage: Eukaryota; Viridiplantae; Streptophyta; Magnoliopsida; Fabales; Fabaceae
Product: glutamate decarboxylase 4-like
Exons: 7
Coding region: 87-1598 (503 amino acids)
Biological process (GO): L-glutamate catabolic process
Cellular component (GO): cytosol
Molecular function (GO): glutamate decarboxylase activity; pyridoxal phosphate binding
Source: RefSeq, a predicted model, not a curated record
AGAAAGUCCUCUCUAUGUUCCAUUUCAUCUCCCAUACUCAAACUCACUCUUUCUAAGUUUUUUCUAUCUCUUUCUCUCUCUCUGCCAUGGUUCUCUCCAAAACCGCCUCCGAAUCCGACGUCUCUAUCCACUCAACCUUCGCUUCUCGAUAUGUCAGAACUUCGCUUCCCAGGUUUAAGAUGCCGGAGGAGUCGAUACCAAAGGAGGCAGCGUAUCAAAUAAUAAACGAUGAGUUGAUGUUGGAUGGGAACCCAAGGUUGAACUUGGCAUCAUUUGUGACAACCUGGAUGGAGCCAGAGUGUGAUAAACUCAUCAUGGCUGCCAUUAAUAAGAACUAUGUUGACAUGGACGAGUAUCCUGUCACCACUGAGUUACAGAAUCGAUGUGUUAACAUGAUAGCUCAUCUUUUCAAUGCACCACUAGAAGAGACUGAGGCUGCAGUUGGUGUUGGCACGGUUGGCUCAUCAGAGGCCAUAAUGUUAGCUGGAUUGGCAUUCAAAAGAAAGUGGCAAAACAGAAGGAAACAAGAGGGAAAACCUUUUGACAAACCCAACAUUGUCACUGGAGCCAACGUUCAGGUUUGCUGGGAGAAAUUUGCAAGGUACUUUGAGGUGGAGUUGAAGGAGGUGAAGCUCCGUGAUGAUUACUAUGUGAUGGACCCUGAAAAGGCCGUGGAAUUGGUGGAUGAGAACACUAUUUGUGUUGCUGCUAUCCUUGGUUCAACACUAAAUGGAGAAUUUGAAGAUGUCAAACGCUUAAAUGAUCUCCUAAUUGAAAAGAAUAAAAUAACUGGGUGGGACACUCCUAUUCAUGUUGAUGCAGCAAGUGGUGGCUUCAUUGCCCCAUUUCUUUACCCAGAGCUUGAGUGGGACUUCCGGUUACCACUAGUGAAGAGCAUCAAUGUUAGUGGCCACAAGUAUGGUUUGGUCUAUGCUGGAAUCGGUUGGGUUAUCUGGAGAAGCAAGGAGGACUUGCCUGAGGAACUCAUCUUUCACAUAAACUAUCUUGGUGCUGAUCAACCCACCUUCACCCUUAACUUCUCCAAAGGUUCUAGCCAAGUCAUUGCUCAAUACUACCAACUAAUUCGCCUUGGUUUUGAGGGAUAUAGAAACGUGAUGGAAAACUGCAGAGACAACAUGUUGGUGCUGAAAGAAGGACUAGAGAAAACAGGGAGAUUUUCAAUUGUUUCCAAAGACAAUGGAGUGCCUUUGGUGGCAUUCACACUGAAAGACCACACCCACUUUGAUGAAUUCCAAAUCUCUGACUUCUUAAGGCGCUUUGGGUGGAUAGUGCCAGCAUACACCAUGCCCCCAGAUGCUCAACAUGUCACAGUGCUUCGUGUUGUCAUCAGGGAGGACUUCUCGAGGACUCUCGCAGAGCGCCUCGUGGCCGAUGUUGAGAAGGUUCUGCAUGAGCUUGAUUCACUUCCUGCUAGGGUCAUAAGCAGCACUAGUGUGACAGUCACUGCUGAAGAAAAUGGCAAGGUAGUGGUUGCUAAGAAGAGUGCUAUGGAGACUCAGAGGGAAAUCACUGCCAUUUGGAAGAAGUUUGUGUUGGAGAGGAAGAAGAACAAUGACAAGAUGAAUGGUGUUUGUUAGAGUUAGCUUCAAGGGUGUGUUGUGUUGUGUUGUGCCUAUCCCUGCCUUAUUCUAGUUCUUUUUUUCAUAUAUAUAUUUGAGGAGUAAGUACUUUUGAUUGAGUCAAGCUAUUUAUCUGAUUCGGUUGCUUAUUGAUGAGAGGCAAAUAUCAAACUGUAUUUUCAUCUGUAUAAGUAUGAUUCACUGUAUUUUUGACUAUUUUCUGAAUCAUGAAUUAUAUUUAUCUUCCAUAUGAUA